Molecule: messenger RNA, 423 nt
Organism: Seminavis robusta
Lineage: Eukaryota; Bacillariophyta; Bacillariophyceae; Naviculales; Naviculaceae
Source: the annotation of a GenBank genome assembly
AUGGCACCAGCCUCCGACGACAGCAGCGACAGUGAUGAGAGUGAGGAUCGUCGCUUCUUGCCUCAAUCGCACAAAGGAUGGCAAGGUGAAAACCUAGAACUGGAUCACCAGCGAGAAUCCAUUCGGCAACACAAAACCAAGGCCACUUCGGCAGCCGUGGAUAUUUCACAGUUUCAGAAUCAUGAAGUAGGCAAGGGCUACCAAGCAAAGCAUGUGAUACGGCAACAAGUGGCGUCCCAGGACACUGUCAAAAUUAAAGAUAUGACCGGUGACAAGAAGAAACGGAAAAAGGAAAAGCGACAACGAGAAGAGACAGAAAAAGUGGAUACAACAGAUACCCCAAAGGCCAAGGUUCAGAAAUACUUGUCAUCACCGGGGUUGAUCCUAUUUCGUGGGGAAAUAGAAGAUAUACUAAAGUCUUAA